This is a messenger RNA of Xiphias gladius (swordfish), 3437 nucleotides long. It is a transcript of the gene tcirg1b, whose product is annotated as T cell immune regulator 1, ATPase H+ transporting V0 subunit a3b. Gene Ontology annotation, biological process: proton transmembrane transport; vacuolar acidification. The transcript is spliced from 21 exons. Gene Ontology annotation, molecular function: ATPase binding; proton-transporting ATPase activity, rotational mechanism. Gene Ontology annotation, cellular component: plasma membrane; vacuolar proton-transporting V-type ATPase, V0 domain; vacuolar proton-transporting V-type ATPase complex. The coding region runs from base 199 to 2673 and encodes 824 amino acids. NCBI's taxonomy places the organism in Eukaryota, Metazoa, Chordata, Actinopteri, Istiophoriformes, Xiphiidae. The record is from RefSeq and is a predicted model, not a curated record.
GAGAUGAACGCCAGCAGUCACGUGAGACUGCAGUAACGUGACUUUCGCAAACGGGAAGUUCGAGACGGGAGAACUUCUCACAAACACGUCUGGUUCGUGCCGGUUAGCAGUCACCGGUCAGUCCGUCGGCACGGGGCUGGGCAGCCUGAGAGACAGCAGGUCGGAGUCCAGCGGAAUUUAGGAGGCAGACAGGCAACUAUGGGCUCCAUGUUUCGCAGCGAGGAGGUGUGCCUAGUGCAGCUCUUCCUUCAGUCGGGCUCGGCCUACAAUUGUGUCAGUGAGCUGGGAGAGCUGGGCCUGGUUGAGUUCAGAGACUUAAAUCCUAAUGUGAACGCCUUUCAGAGGAAGUUUGUCGGCGAAGUCAGACGAUGUGAAGAACUUGAGAAAACCUUUACCUUCCUGGAGCAGGAGAUCAAUCGCUCACUGUCUCCACCCUUGCAGGGUCCCAUCCCUCCUCCAUGCCCGACACCUUCGGCCCCUCAGCCCCGUGAACUUAUCACCAUAGAGGAGGAGAGCGAGAGGCUGGCCAGAGAGCUCAAAGAAGUGUCUAGGAACAGAGACAGCCUCCGGGCUCAGCUGACCCAGCUCUGUCAGUACCGAGGUGUCCUGACCAGAACACACUCUCUGACAGCCUCACAGGCACCGCCACCUGUACUGGAAAGCCAAGGCCUGUUUGAUAACCGCCAAGAUAUCCACCUCAGUUUUGUGGCAGGAGUGGUCCAUCCUUGGAAGGUCCCCUCAUUUGAACGGUUGUUAUGGCGGGCGUGUCGGGGUUAUAUUAUCGUGGAUUUCAGGGAAAUGGAGGAUCGACUGGAGCACCCAGACACGGGGGAAAUGGUGCAAUGGACAGUGUUCCUCAUUUCCUAUUGGGGAGAUCAGAUUGGACAGAAAGUCAAGAAGAUCUGUGAUUGUUUCCGCACACAGACUUUUGCAUACCCUGAGAGCACUGCUGAGAGGGAGGAGAUUCUCCAGGGACUUCAAGGCAGAAUUGAAGAUAUCAAAUCAGUGUUGUCACAGACCGAGGCCUUCCUGCAGCAGCUGCUGCUGCGGGCGGUGGCUGUGCUGCCCCAGUGGAAGGUGCGGGUUCAGAAGUGCAAGGCGGUCCAGAUGGUGCUGAAUCUCUGCAGCCCUUCCGUCACUGACAAAUGCCUGAUCGCUGAGGCCUGGUGUCCCGUUGCCAAGCUGCCUGAACUGCAGAGCGCUCUGAGAGAGGGAGGGAGAAAGAGUGGAAGUGGGGUCGACUCUUUCUACAACCGCCUCCCUUCCUCCACCCCUCCACCCACCUUGUUUCCCCUCAACUCUUUCACAGCUGGUUUCCAGAACAUUGUUGAUGCCUACGGAGUGGCCAGCUACCGUGAAGUCAAUCCAGCGUUGUACACCAUAAUUACAUUCCCCUUCCUGUUUGCCGUGAUGUUUGGGGAUGUGGGUCAUGGUUUAUUGAUGACUCUGGGUGCCCUCUGGAUGGUUCUUGAGGAGAAAGACCCGAAACUUAAGAGCAACAACAAUGAGAUCUGGAGAAUGAUGUUUGGAGGAAGGUAUCUGAUUCUGCUGAUGGGACUGUUCUCUGUCUACACCGGGGCCAUUUACAACGAGUGCUUCAGCAGAGGCCUCAGCACAUUCAGCUCAGCGUGGCAUGUCGGCCCGAUGUUUGAGAACAACAUAUGGAAUGCAUCAGUCCUGGCAGAGAACCAGUACUUGUCCAUGGAUCCUGUUGUGUCCGGUGUUUUCACCAGCCCUUAUCCAUUUGGCAUUGACCCGAUUUGGGGCCUGGCCAACAACAAACUGACUUUCCUUAACUCGUACAAGAUGAAAAUGUCAGUCAUCAUCGGUAUCAUUCACAUGACUUUUGGAGUCUGCUUGUCAUUCUUCAAUUACUGGCACUUUGGCCAGAUAAGCAGUGUGUUCUUUGUGCUGAUCCCAGAGCUGUUCUUCAUGGUGUGUCUGUUUGGUUACCUGGUGUUCAUGGUGGUCUUCAAGUGGAUUGCCUAUACUCCCGCCCAGUCCAAAAUUGCUCCCAGUAUACUUAUCCACUUCAUAGACAUGUUCCUCUUCACAGACAACCCUGACAACCCACCACUCUAUAAGGGACAGAUGGUGGUGCAGAAGAUCCUGGUGGUUCUGGCUCUGUGCUCAGUCCCGGUCCUCCUGCUAGGAAAGCCGCUGUAUGAAUACGUCACAUUCAAGAGAAGACGACGUCAAGUGGAGGAAGAAAGACGUCCGCUGGUGGCUGACGACGGCUCCAUCAAUACUCAUCAAGGGGAGGUGGGGGGAGGAGCUGCUGAAGAGGAGUUUGACGCUACAGACAUGUUCAUGCAUCAGGCCAUCCACACCAUAGAGUACUGCUUGGGCUGCAUCUCCAACACCGCCUCUUACCUCCGACUCUGGGCUCUCAGUUUGGCACAUGCACAGCUGUCAGAGGUCUUGUGGGUGAUGGUGAUGCGUCUUGCCCUUAAGUGGCAGGGCUAUGUGGGAUCUGUGGUCCUUUUUGUGAUUUUUGCCUUCUUUGCUGUGUUGACCGUCUCCAUUCUGCUGGUUAUGGAGGGCCUCUCAGCUUUCCUCCACGCGCUCCGCCUGCACUGGGUGGAGUUUCAGAACAAGUUCUACAGUGGAACAGGCUACAAGCUGAGCCCUUUCUCUUUCUCGUCUCUGAUCAAUGCAUCAGCUCCUAUAUGAUUGGCCAAAUUAUUACUUAGUAUUGCCAAAUGGUUACAUUAACUUAUGUAUAUUAUCGAGUACUUGGACUGCAACACUUAAGAAUGACCAUCUUAACAGUGGUAUUAUAUUACCUGUAGGCUAUGAAAUGGUUUAAUUGACUUGCACAGUGAUCAUGAUGACUUUUUGCAUCAGUAGAAUGAGAAUGAGUCCCUAUAUAAUUAAUCAUAUUUUUUUCAUUCAGUGAAAUGAAAAAAAUAUACUUUUGUAUCCCCUUGCAAUUUUUUUCUGCUCUGUGUCAUGUAUUGCUUUAUAAUUUCUUUCAGUUGCUCAAAGAUAGUAAUCAAUUAUUCCUCACUUUAUAAACAUUAUAAUCAUCAAUUAUGAAAAGGGAAAGCACAUCAAUUAAUAAUUCUGUUCUGCAGUUUAAGGGAACAUGUGAGUGUUGAAUUGGUGUAUUGUGCAUCAAUAAGCCAGUUCUGUAGGAUUCGUCAAAUGCCAGCAGGGAAUUAUCGCAAUGAUGUUCAUGAACCAAAGGUACUCUCCACGCAUUGUCAUGUCUUCCAAGCACAACACACAACAGGUAUUUAUUGGUGGUAAAGGUGUUUUUCAGGUGCCUUACUGGGACUGAGUGCUUGUUUAUCCAUGAAGUCUUGAGGAUAAAUGAUACCAUCCAUUAUCAUGUAACUACUUUAAAAAGCACUCUGCCUUGGACAUUUGUCUCUCUUUUUCUGCAGGUUUGCACUGUAAAAUCUGAACUGAAAUUAAAUAUGUUUUUCUUGUUU